Messenger RNA from Dentiscutata erythropus, 155 nucleotides. NCBI's taxonomy places the organism in Eukaryota, Fungi, Glomeromycota, Glomeromycetes, Diversisporales, Gigasporaceae. The record is from the annotation of a GenBank genome assembly.
AAGGUAAUCACGAAUCUAAAUGUCAUAAAAAAUCAAAAGAUGCAAAAACUAAAGAUUUGUCCUUAGAAGAUAAUAUUCUUGCACAAUUAGAAAAAGAUAAAAGUGCAUUAAAUAGAGUAGAAGAAGCUUGUAAAAUAGCCAUAGAUGGAUUUUAA